UACGCAGAGAACCGGCGAAGACCACGGAUGUCACCAGCAAGGAGUCCACGCAUACGUCGCCGGUGACGGCCAGCCCCGACGAAUCGAUGCUGGGCUACCCUAAGGGCCAGGAGCUCGUCGCGCUGGAGGCCACGCCCACACAGACCUCGCUCGACAAAAUCAUGACCGUGCGAGGUGGAGGCCAACCGCAGCUGGCAGUCGGAGGUGCCGCCGACGCCAGCGGGGCUAGUUUUCAGGACCGGGUUCUCCGGGGCCUGCAAGGCGUCCAGGCUGGUUCCGUUGGAGCGACGAAAGAGACCGCGUCAGGAGAGCCGAAUGCGUCGAAACGCCCGUCGCCCCUGCUGUUCAAGUCGCCGCUGACGUGCUGCGAGCUCUGCGCCUGCGCCCUGGUCGUUGCUCUGGUGGCGGGCUUCGUGAUGCUGUGGCGACGCGGGAGCGGUGAGCCGGAGCCCCUGGCGCACGUUCUCGAGCCCGUGGCCGACGACACGGCGCGGUGCGAGGCGAACGAGUGCGGUCAGCUGAACUCGCUGCUCGACGCCAGCAUGGACCGCGCCGCGGACCCGUGUCAGGACAUGCACCGAUACGUGUGCGGCGGCUGGGACCGGCACCACCCGGGAAUGAGCGUGCGCCAGUACACGCAGACUCUAGACUGGCCAGCUGGUCAGCGCCUUCUAACGGCACAAAGCGACAUGAUCGACAAGAGCAAGACAGACCAGCAAAAGAUCAGCAAGAUCCUGUCGCGCCGCGCCUGGUGGGCGAACCGCACGUUCGUGGAAGACGGCGAGGCGCGGCGCACGGGGCGGUUGUACGCCGGCGUCGCGGGCCAGGCGGCGUUGGUGUUCGACGCCUGCGAGGACGUCCUACGGCACGGCAACCGCGACAUCGAGCCCAUCGCGGCCAUGCUGCGCGGCGCCGGCUUGACGUGGCCGCACGUGAACGAAGAGAUGAACGUGCUCAAGGCGCUAGCCUUCAUGGACGAGACGCUCGACUGGGCUGUCCUGUUCGACUUCGAGCGCGUACCGCGGCGCGAGACCACGUGUCGCCACCCAGCCGGCACUCGCAGCCGGCGCUUCCACACCAGAGGCGGCGGCGACUACGUCGUGCGAGUGAAGGUGUCGCGCCACUUCCUCCCGCUUCGCCGCCUGGUGACCGACAUGAUGGCGCGGGGCCGCUUCGACGCGUACCUGGAGCUCCUCUUCGUGACGCUCGUCGACCGCGAGUUGAAGCCCGUGCCGGUGGCCGAGGAAACCAAGGUCAUCGAAAAGGAGGAUGUUCCCUACCUGGUUGAGGCGGCAAAGAACACCACCUCGCAGCCGCUGUGCACCACAACCGAGGGGGUGGUCCUCCUGACACCCUGGCUGACAGCCGAUGUUUGGCAGAAAUUCCUGGUCGGUCAAUACGGCUUCGAUCCUGGUCGUCCUGUGCACAUGGAGAUCGUGUGUCCCGAGCUAUUCCGUGUCUUCUUCCGUUCAGAGCGCACAGCGAGGGCAGCGCACCGGGCCCCGAGGCCUCAGUGGUUCAUCGCUCAGGUGGUCAGUUGGUACGCGCUGCAGACGUGCGUCAUGUUCGCCUAUGCACCGGUCGUCGAGCUGAUGUACGCGAACAGCACGGUGGCCGCUGAGGCGCAUGGUCGCGCCUGCCUCGAUCUUUCCACUUCAUUCUCCGGCACGGCGUACGGCUUCCUGGCGCUGCCCAGGGACCGCUUCGAGGACGCCUACUGGGAGACACGCUCCAUUGUCAACAGGUCAUUUAACAACGUCUGCUCGAGGGAGCAAGGUGGCGUAUACUGUUGGGGGUACCACGGUGCUCUACACAAACCCCAGGUGACAGACUCGUUCCUUGGCGACUUCGUGGGUUCGCACUGGCGCUCGAGCGACGCUCGUGGUGUCCGGCUUCUGUCCCGCAACCGACUCGCCAUCAGCCUGCUCCGGCACGCGGUCGACGUGUUCUCGUCGUGGGCUACUUACUACCCGGCGCGCAGCUCGUUCCUCGCGGUCUGGCAGUGGGCCUCCAGCGGGCGCGUCUCCGAGGUAUUCCUUCCUCGAAGGCGGGAGAGCGACGCCAGCUGCUGCGUCCGCGAAGGUGGCGUCAGUGCACUGGUCUCCGCCAGCUCAACCGGCGUUGCCUGCUGCGGCCUGUUCGAUGAACUGGUCGCCACGGCUGAUUGGAACGCCCUGGCAUGGGAGAAGAUCGACGACGACACCAGCAAUGGCAGCCGGCCGUACCUGGUGCAACCGAUCGCCUGGAACGUUCCUUUCUUUGCACCCGGCCUGACAAUUCCACUGAAAUACGGCGCAUUCGGGUCGCUGCUCGCCGCCGUGGUCGCCGCCAACUACUUCGAAGCCGGCGGCGAAGUCCUGGAAUACGAAAUGCUCGUAAGGACCCUCGCUGCGUGCCUCAACGCGACGGAAUUGUCCUCCGGCGACCGCCGCCGCUCUUGGGGCGUGUCUGCGGAUGCCGUCGCCAGGAGCCUGGCACUGAGAAACGCCACGCUGGAGCCGCUCUGGAAGGCGUACCUCGCUGCCUGGGAGUACCGCAGCAGUCACGACGUGUCGUCGUCGUCGCCGCCGUCGCCGGUAGAUGUCGCGCACGAACGUCGCAGCGGCGAUGACCGUCUCUUCUUCGUGUCCUGGUGCUACGCCGUCUGCGGCGAGCCGGGCGCCAGCGAGCUGUGCAACGUGCCGCUCAGGUCUGGAGGCAGGUUCGCGAGUGGCAACUUUACGAGCGCCUUCGGGUGUCGCGCCGGCGAUCCGAUGACGGUGCCGGCGAAGUGCGCUCAGUUGUAA
This is a messenger RNA of Dermacentor silvarum, 2786 nucleotides long. RefSeq lists its product as uncharacterized. The record is from RefSeq and is a predicted model, not a curated record. NCBI's taxonomy places the organism in Eukaryota, Metazoa, Arthropoda, Arachnida, Ixodida, Ixodidae. The transcript is spliced from 9 exons. Gene Ontology annotation, biological process: protein processing. Gene Ontology annotation, cellular component: plasma membrane. Gene Ontology annotation, molecular function: metalloendopeptidase activity. Bases 87 to 2786 code for a protein of 899 amino acids.